UGACACUUGCUGGUUAUAAAAGCUGCUGCUGUCUUGGGAGACACCAGAUCAGAAGAGAGACAGAGCUGAAUAGACAACAUCAAUCAGGUGCGAUGGAAAACAAAAGAGAGCAGCGUAGCAUGGCUGGAUCUUCAGGAGCACAGCUGAGAUUCCCUGCUAGCAAAGUAGAACGCCUUCUUCAAGAAAGAAACCGCUCCAAGCACCUGGACUCUUCUGCACCUGUUUUUCUUGCGGGUGUGCUCGAAUAUGUGACAUCCAGAAUUCUUGACCUGGCCAUCAAAGAGGCCCACACCAGCGGCAAGAAACUCAUUGCCUCAAAGCAUGUAACCAAGGCAGUUCAGAACAACAAGGAACUCUGCCAACUCUUCAAAGAUAACCAACGUUAGAUGGAUGAGACGACAGGACCCAAUGAGACAGCAAGAUCGGAAGAGAAGUGAUGAUACUUGCAUCUCAGAGGUUGAAAGUCCAUCUUAAAGAGUGUCAGAUCAACCUCAAUGACUCCCUUAUUGGUUGAGGGGGUGUUUAAUCAGGCAUUUUAAUAAAAUGUCUAAAGCAUUACUAGUGA
Mastomys coucha (southern multimammate mouse) is the source of this 565-nucleotide messenger RNA. Its product is annotated as histone H2A-Bbd type 1-like. The record is from RefSeq and is a predicted model, not a curated record. The coding region runs from base 93 to 386 and encodes 97 amino acids. Lineage: Eukaryota; Metazoa; Chordata; Mammalia; Rodentia; Muridae. The transcript has a single exon. Gene Ontology annotation, cellular component: nucleosome. Gene Ontology annotation, molecular function: protein heterodimerization activity; DNA binding; structural constituent of chromatin.